GACCCAUCAUGCCUGAACACGCACAAGCAGCAGCCCAGCCAGCGGCGGCGGCAGCGAAGUCGAAACAUAGCCACGCUGCAUCGCAGGCACAACCCGCGCCGCGCAAAGUGCGCUUCAAUGUCGGUACCCAGUACCAGGUCCUCGACGUCGUCGGCGAGGGCGCAUACGGCAUCGUCUGUUCCGCGAUCCACAGACCAAGCGGGCGCAAGGUAGCCAUCAAGAAGAUCGCCCCCUUCGACCACUCCAUGUUCUGUCUCCGUACCCUCCGCGAACUCAAGCUGCUCAAGUUCCUCAGUGAGGCCGGUGUCAGCGAGAACAUCAUCUCCAUCUUGGAUAUCAUCAAGCCGCCAUCCAUAGAGCAGUUCAAGGAAGUCUACUUGAUCCAAGAACUGAUGGAGACCGACAUGCACCGCGUCAUUCGCACGCAGGACCUCUCGGACGACCACGCACAAUACUUCAUCUAUCAGACUCUCCGUGCCCUCAAGGCAUUGCACUCCGCGGAUGUCAUCCACCGCGAUCUCAAGCCGUCGAACCUGUUGUUGAACGCCAACUGUGAUCUGAAGGUCUGCGACUUCGGUCUCGCGCGGUCAGUAAAGACAGCCGAGCCGUCCGGAACGGAAACCGGGUUCAUGACGGAAUACGUCGCGACGCGGUGGUAUCGCGCGCCCGAGAUCAUGUUGACCUUCAAGCAGUACACGAAGGCAAUCGACAUCUGGUCAGUGGGCUGCAUCCUUGCGGAGAUGCUCUCUGGAAAGCCACUAUUCCCCGGCCGCGACUACCACCAUCAGCUCACGCUCAUCCUGGACGUGCUUGGCACGCCCACGCUGGAUGAGUUCUACGCGAUCACCACGCGUCGGUCGCGCGACUACAUCCGCGCGCUCCCCUUCCGGAAACGCAAGCCGUUCGCGCAGCUAUUCCCGAACGCGAACCCGCUCGCAGUCGACUUCCUGACGCGGACACUGACGUUCGACCCGAAGAAGCGAAUCACGGUCGAAGACGCGCUCGCGCACCCAUACCUGGAGGCAUACCACGAUCCUGAUGACGAGCCGUGCGCGCCGCCUCUUGAUCCCGAGUUCUUCGAGUUCGAUCUGCACAAGGACGACAUCAGCCGUGAGCAGCUGAAGGAGCUGCUCUACGAGGAGAUCAUGUCGUUCCGCCCCCCGCCUAUCUCAUGAACACGCCGCACCACGCGCGCAUGCCCACACUACCCGUCGUCCCCCAUUGACUGUGCUGUCUUGUUUUAUAUACCAGCCGGCUGAUACCUCCCCCAGUCCGAAAAUGUAGUACCCCCACCACAGCCACGUCUGCCCUUCGCCCCGUCGACGCCGCUGCGCGCCGUCCUUUCUUCACGUCAUAUCGUCUGAGGGGUUUGAGCGUGGAGCUCGGGUUGUCUGGUGUCUGAUAGAUCGGUUCCCUCUGUCCCCUGUCCUCUCCUGUCCUCUGUACGGUAUCCACACGCACGCAAAGCAAAUCAAAGC
Molecule: messenger RNA, 1478 nt
Organism: Trametes versicolor FP-101664 SS1
Lineage: Eukaryota; Fungi; Basidiomycota; Agaricomycetes; Polyporales; Polyporaceae
Product: mitogen-activated protein kinase
Exons: 9
Coding region: 9-1175 (388 amino acids)
Biological process (GO): intracellular signal transduction; protein phosphorylation
Cellular component (GO): cytoplasm; nucleus
Molecular function (GO): ATP binding; MAP kinase activity
Source: RefSeq, a predicted model, not a curated record